Molecule: messenger RNA, 4648 nt
Organism: Lingula anatina
Lineage: Eukaryota; Metazoa; Brachiopoda; Lingulata; Lingulida; Lingulidae
Biological process (GO): DNA repair
Cellular component (GO): nucleus
Molecular function (GO): double-stranded DNA binding; single-stranded DNA binding; 3'-tyrosyl-DNA phosphodiesterase activity
Source: RefSeq, a predicted model, not a curated record
GUUGUGUGCAUUGAUUAUUUAACUUAAACAGCAGCGUGGGGUAAAUUGAAUUAUUUAAGAGUGUUGUAAUUUAUCGCUGUACACAUAGAAGGCGGCACAGAAAUGCCACACACAAUCCAGUGUGUAACCAAGACCCCAGUGGACGUCGUCCAGUGUCCCGUUCAUUGUAAAGAGACCCCUGUCCAGAGGAGAGAUGGUCUUGUGGUCACACAGCUUGCUUGGGAUGGGAGCCAACAGCAGCUGUUCAUGAUCUUCAGUUGGUUCAAGGAUUUCUUUGAAGGGAAUGCCCAUGCCCAGUUGGAGUUUUCAAAGUUGGCAAUCAGGUUGGGCCAACUACAAGAGCUGAGCGAGCAGUUUGGAUUGCAUACUGCUUAUCACAGAAAAGGGCAUUAUUGGGUAGUGAAACCCAAGGAAAGGGAAGGAAAGGUGGCAGGUGAAGACAAGACAAGCCAAGAGGGUUGUCUGAGCGCAGCUCAUUCUGCAGAAUCCUUAAUUACCUCUGACCUUAGAAGAGAACAGUAUGGGAUGGAUGUUGUGUCUCCUGAAAAGGAAGAUAAAAUAAAGACUUGUGUGGAUUCUGCAUUUGAUGGAGAUGGUAAGAGAGAGGCUGAUAUUGAGGACAAGGUCAAGGUCAUCAGUCUUGCUGAAGGUCAUUUGGGUCAUUUCUUUGUGAACAGGGUCAGGCUGAAUGGAGACAAGUCAAGAAUAUGGCUCCCUCCUCAUCUGAAGAACUCUGCCACAGAAUACCUGGAUUUCUCGGACAUUGUCCUUUUAGAGGGGCUUCUCUUGGCCCUCAUAGUGGAUGACCAGAAGUUGACCGAUUUUGGCAAAUACACGGACUACUUUCCCAGAGAUGUGGGACUGAUGAUCAUUUGUCCUAGUGCAUCUGGUCGUGGUGACAAAGCCUUCUUCCAGACUGUGAAGGACUGUCCUACUCACAGACAAGAUUAUGAUGAACAUGACCAGCAAGGAGACCUUAGUGAUGUGAAGUGUCACUGUGAGGAGAUGAGGGAGGUAGCAAUGGUACAUCCGUCACAGAGCUCUAAGCUUUCUGCUAAGUUCAUGUUGCUUAGAUAUGCUUGGCAUAUGCGUAUCAUCAUACCCAGCGGCUGUUUUGACCCGGAGAUGGAUGAAGACAUGUUGACCUUUGGCUGGUAUGUUGACCUUCCCAUAAGAGAGGAAGCCAUGAAGGCAUCAGGAGAUGAGAUGAGACUGGAAAUGGAGAAGCACCCGUUUUCUGCAGACCUCUGCUGCAUGUUGUCCAACUUAAAUGGCAAUCCGUACCCUAUCUUGAAUGGAGUGGACUUCUCUGGGCUGUCUCCAUGUGUUCAGUUACUCUGCUCAGUGCCAGGGCAGUACACUGAUGCUACAGCAAGGAGACUAGGCAUAUUGAAACUUGGUGCAGCCAUUAAGGCUAACAUUCAGGCUGAUGACAGUGUCAUUGAUAAUGAGGUUCUCUACUAUACCAACAGCAUAGGAUUUCUGGAGGUGGACAGUUUGAGUGACCUCUGCAAGUACACAAACACUAAGAAGGAAAAUUUCAAGAUAGCAUACCCGUCCAAUGCAUAUGUUGAUGGCAUUCCCAGUGCAUUUAAUGAGAAACCAUAUUAUCACUUUGCAGACAGGUUCGGGCUCUCAAGAUGCUAUCUCCAUGACACUGUUCCCAGCCCUUUCUCCCGUAGCAAGUUUAUUGUCUGCCGAGGUAAACAAGAUGGCCGCCCAGCUUCCUCUCCCAUUAACCUGCUGUACCUUGGCAGUCAUAGAUUGGCCGCCAAAAGUCUCGGCACAGUGUCCCAUGGCGGCAUUGUGAUAAAACUUGAAUCUUAUGAUAUGGGUUUACUGGCGUGUUCCUGGACAACAGAAGAAGGAGUAUGUCACGUCCCAGACAUGUCAACAUUGGGAAUUCCAGUGGAUGUAAACAAGCUACACAAGUACGCAGCAGACGACAUUCCCUAUAUCCCAUCAGCUUACAACCAUCUCAAAGUACACCGGGCAGUAGGGAAGCUUGUCAGGGCUGUACCAAAGAAGUCUUUUGGAUUUCUUAGUAAAUUACUACCGACCGAUCCUCUUUAUGACAGCAUAGAGCCAGAGAAAUUGAAACUCCCUGAGAAAGAAUUAUUCAUACAUCUCGACACCAUUAAAGAUUCUGGAUUUUCCAAUCAGUUGGUGGCAGGCAGCAUAUUUGAUGUGUUUUAUGCCAAACUAAAGACACAUACCAACAAAAGGGAGAGUAAUCCUAGAGCCUUUUAUGUGGUGAAUAUUAUUAGAGAAGGUGAUGCAAAGAAAGAAAAACCCAGCCCCUUGUUUGAGGAAAACACAGGAAGAAUGCUGGCGGAAAUGUUUGGAUCAGAUGAUUGCACCCCACCAGAUGGCAGUUCAGCCAAGAAAAUCUCCAUCCAGAGACAUCUCACAUUAGACCCAGAGAAGUCAUUUGAAGAAAACAUGGUUGUGCUUGGUUUAAACAGUGAUGAAGAGAUAGACGAGUAUAUGAGAACCAAUUGGUUCAGUGGUGCCCUUGCUGUCAAAAGAGGAAAAAGGCAGCAGAAGAUGUGCUCUAUAGAACCCGACCCAUGCCUGUCGCUAAACAGAUUCAUGGAGCGUUACAUCACUUGGCGGUAUGGGAAAAACUGGCAUCCGUACGCAUUUGGGCCAUGUAGCUAUCACAAUGUGCUGCGCUCCUUCAGAUGUGUGGUUUAGGAUGGUAGAUGUGUCAGUAACUGAAUGAUUUGAUUAGCCUAAGCAACCAAGAAACCUACUGCACUCAUAUAAACAUAUGGUAUUGCAAAUGGUAGAUGUAAUUAACUGAUUAGUUUGUUUAAACUUAACAACAUUUAAGCAAAGGACCUGCUGCGCUCAUCCAAACAUGGUAACGAGGAUGGUCAAUGUGAAUAGUCGGGUGCUCAUCAUUUGCAAGUUAUCGGUCAAGGUGCCUGAAACCUGUUCACCUCCUACAAGCGUAUAAACAGAAUGGCUAAUGUUAUUGGCACAAAAACAGCUACAAAGAUAAUGGCUCAUUUCAGAGAACUGAUUAAGUGCUAGAUUAAAUUGAAAAGAUUUUGCUCUUAUAUUUCUGGUUAUUGGUUUAUAAAUAUUUGUGUGCUCUUGGAUUGAGAUUGCACUGUUGAGCAGCACUUAAUUUUUUUUGUUUUGUUUUUCUUACAAUGGGAAAUUGUUAUGUGUAUGUUCAGUGUACAGGUGUGUUAUAAGAAAGUAUUUUUCAUAUCCUUUAUUUCUCAAGACUCUGUUUCUCAAAAGUCAUAUUUCGGGCUGAAAUCUUAGUCUAUAUUUUGUAAUUUAAGUUGCAUUCCACAAAGAAUCUCAAAGGUUGCUCACUGUACUUGUUCUAGUCAACAAAAUGUAACAGGUACUAUGUGUGUAGAUAAGUUUGUUAGUUUUUUUCAUUGGGUUUUAUGGUAUUUGGAAGCUGUUCAAGAGAAAGCACCUAGUAAACUGGAUUGUGAUUGCCAAUUUUUUUUUUUUUUUUUAGAUUAUCCUUCAUUUCUGAAGGCAUUAUGCUUUCUUUGAGGAAAUGGAAUCAUUAUUCCCUGCUCAAAAACUUAAUUUCUAAUGCCAAAGAAUAUUGGAAAGAAAUUUUCUCAGAUUAAACAAAGUUAAGAAAAAUUAUAGUCAAAAAAAUUUAUUUUUUAAAAUUUAUUUGUAUGUUGAAGGUUAUUUUGGAGUUUGAAAAACUGUAAAUUGAUGGUCAAUAAAGACUAGAAAAUUGUUAAGAAUGCCUUGAAAUUAUCAUUUUGUAUUAUUUCUCCAGAAUCCUGUAUCUCUUCACUUCUCAAAUUCAGUACAUUUCGGCCAUUUUCUUGUUAAGAAAUUCCUAUUUUUUUUAAUACUAUGUGUAGCAGUUGUGUCUUAUCUUUUCUGAUCCCUUUUAUGACAUUUCAGUUUUCCUCAAAAUACAUAAUUAAUUUCUCUUUCAUAUACAGUGAAAUUAGUCAUACAUGGUCUCCUUUAUCAAACCACAUAAAAUUAAUUUCAUAAUGCUUAGAAAAUUUUAUAAUAUUGUGAAUGCACUUUCUUGCACAUAAUCAAAUUAGAAAUAUUUGAUAAAAAUAUAUUUAUUUACAAAUUACCAAGAAUACUGAUUACAUAAGUCAAGAUUUACAGGGACAUUCAGAUAUUUGCUCUUGAAUUCAAGAUUGGACAAUUUAGAAAAUCUAUGCCUUGGAAAUCGACGUCAGAAGCAUUUGGGGUUAUGAAAGAAAUAACAUGCAGCUUCAGGUGGAGCCACUUUCCCUUCAGUCCUCACCCCCAUCCUUCUUCUGUCCAUAGGAUAAUUACACUGGGGCAUGUGGAGCUGUAGAAGACUUGGGAGGGUUUGUGAAACUGAAAAUGCUGUUCACACUCGGUAUUUAGCAACUGACAUGACAAAAAGAUUAAACUUGUUUUAUACAAGAAAAGGAAAAAAGUCUCCUCCUUUUGGGUGCACCUGCAUCACCUUAAAAUAACCUUUUCCUCCCAUAACAAUGGAAUAAUGGAAUGGUUCCCCCUCCCUUCCCCAUCUCUCUGGAGAGGUGGGGUGGGAUAACAUUCAUAUGUUUGAAAUACAUGCUAUUGCUGUUUGACUCACUAGAAUCUUUUUCUUUUCUUGAAACCCUAUUACAUCCCUUGCAACAAACUUUUUUUCACAAUGAUU